AUGGCUCAGAUUACUGCUAAUGAUUUAAGAAAGUCUGCCAGUACCAAGUGUAUAACUUUUAAGGAUCGAAAGAGGUGGAAACCUCCAACAGGUGACACUUUUAAAGUUAAUUGUGAUGCGAGUCUGUUUUCUGAUUGGAACCUAGCAGGAAUUGAUUGUGUUAUUAGAGAUUCUAAUGGGCAUUGGAUUUCGGGUUGUUCUAGUAGCUACCCUCCAGGGCCUACCGUUAGAUGUGAGUUUUUUGCUGUUUGGAGGGGUUUGAUUUUAGCUUGGGAUUAUGGCUUGAGAGAUAUUGUGUGCGAAACAGAUUCUCUUGACAUUUUGCACAUUUUAAAAAAUCCGGCAAAUGUGCUAAAUUGUGAUGUGGUUGAUAUUCUUCAGAAGAUACAGGAGCUUCUAUCAAGACCUUAG
This is a messenger RNA of Arachis duranensis, 411 nucleotides long. RefSeq lists its product as uncharacterized. Gene Ontology annotation, molecular function: RNA-DNA hybrid ribonuclease activity; nucleic acid binding. Lineage: Eukaryota; Viridiplantae; Streptophyta; Magnoliopsida; Fabales; Fabaceae. The record is from RefSeq and is a predicted model, not a curated record. The coding region runs from base 1 to 411 and encodes 136 amino acids. The transcript has a single exon.